Verticillium alfalfae VaMs.102 is the source of this 2049-nucleotide messenger RNA. RefSeq names its product sterol esterase. Gene Ontology annotation, biological process: lipid metabolic process. The transcript has a single exon. NCBI's taxonomy places the organism in Eukaryota, Fungi, Ascomycota, Sordariomycetes, Glomerellales, Plectosphaerellaceae. The coding region runs from base 1 to 2049 and encodes 682 amino acids. The record is from RefSeq and is a predicted model, not a curated record.
AUGUCAACCAGGCUGAGGGUGCAAAACCAUGCACACCAACAUCACUACACCCUCUCCCCAACGAUGGGCGACUCUUCCUCGCGCUCUGGCUCGCGCACCAUGACCCAGCCGCCCCCACGACCAACAUCAACAACAACAAAAGUCGAGACCCCAGCCAAUGAACCGCCUUCGGAUCGCUCACAUCCUCCACCCACCUCCUCAUCGACCGGCGGCGCAUCGACCACAACCACUUCCUCCCACAGAUCCGCCGCCUCGCUCGCCAAGUCUGCCCUCAACUUUUCGCAGCAGGCCGAGAAGCUUGCCCAUCACCAUGCCGCCGACGACGACAAUGACGCCGACGUCCCCGUCGAGGCUCAUUUCAUCACCCCGCACGACCCCGUCGUCGUCACAUCAGGGGGUCACAGGAUACCCGGCGUGCCCCUCGAAGAGGCCCACAAGCUCAACUUGCUGAGGGAAGAGCUCGAGGAUGGCCCUCACGUUGUGCAGAUCAAGCAGGAAGGCGACGCGAAGGAUGGGGCCGCCGCCCGUCACUCGCAAUCCACCGACCAGAUUGCCGUCGCUCCUGACCAAAAGGGCCAUGACAUGCAGAAAUCCCAGUCGGGUUCUCUGCGUCGCCAGAUGCCUCCCUCCCACACGAACCCCUUGUUUCCGCCAUUGCCCCUCUACGGGCCGCCGUCUCUGUUGCGCGACAUCCAGACCUUGAUCUUUCGCUCCACCUCCUUCUGGCUGAGCCUCGCCUUCCUCAUGGUCAUUGUCCUGGGCGCACUCUUCACGAGCAUACCCCUCGUCGCCAAGCAAGUCUGGUACAAGGUUACCCUUCGCAACAUUGACGAGACGAGACCUUUCUACGCCGAAGAAGUGAAGAGAAAGAAGGCGCGAAACGAUCUCAACAUGAAAUGGAAGCAGAACAAUCUCAAAAAGGGACUUGGUCCAGACAAAGAGGAGGUCGCUGAUGAAUACGUGCCCACCGAGGGCGGCCGCGACCCUAUCGUCUGUGACCCGGGCUACUACGCACGACGGGUUGGCCUUGACAUUGAGGAGUUUCACGUCCAGACCGAAGACGGCUUUAUCAUUGACCUGUGGCACGUCUACGACCCGAAGGAGUACACCAAGCUCAGCGACGAGGAGCGGCAGGCCCGGGGCCCCCACGUCUUCACCGAAUCUAGGAAGAAGCUCAAAGACUCGACCGGCAAACCCAGAUUUCCCGUCCUCCUGAUGCACGGCCUCCUGCAGAGCGCCGGCGCCUACUGCGUCAACGACGAGGACUCGCUCGCCUUUUACCUCUGCAAGUCCGGGUAUGACGUCUGGCUCGGCAACAACCGGUGUGGCUUCCAUCCGAAGCACACGAUCCUGUCGUACUCGGACCCGCGCCAUUUCUGCUGGAACAUCCGCCAGAUGGGCGUCUUCGACCUCCCGGCCCUCGUGUCACGCGUGCUGCGCGAGACGGGGUUCGAAAAGAUCGGCCUCAUCGCCCACUCGCAGGGCACGACGCAGACCCUCGUGGCCCUGGCCAAGGAGCAGCGCCCCGACCUCGGUGACCGCCUCACCGUCUUCUGCGCCCUCGCGCCGGCGGCGUACGCGGGCCCUCUCAUCGGCAAGGCCUACUUCAAGUUUAUGCGCGUCAUCUCGCCGGCUCUCUUCCGCAUCGUCUUUGGCCUCGGCGCCUUCAUCCCCCUCAUGAUGACCAUGCACCGCCUGCUGCCGCCGCGCCUCUACGGUUGGCUCGGCUACAAGGUCUUUUCGUUUCUCUUCGACUGGUCCGACGAACGCUGGGAGCGCGACCUGCGCAACCGCAUGUUCCAGUUCGCCCCCGUCUACGUUAGCGCCGAGUCUAUGCGCUGGUGGCUCGGUCGCGACUGCUUCGCCAACCACAAGUGCAUCCUCGCCACCAAGGAGGCCGUCCAGGCCGAGGAGCGCGAGGACCACCACGAGGGUACAGGUCCGCACAGCCUCGGUGCCGGCGACGCCGCCGGCGGUGCCAACGGCGGUGCCUCGGCGGACGCUGUUCGCGCACAGCUCGACAAGCCCCGUGGCGCGACGGCGUGGUAA